Paramecium sonneborni is the source of this 1032-nucleotide messenger RNA. The record is from the annotation of a GenBank genome assembly. NCBI's taxonomy places the organism in Eukaryota, Ciliophora, Oligohymenophorea, Peniculida, Parameciidae.
AUGAAUGUAUAUACAGGUUCAUCCUUUGAAAAAACAAUAAACAAAACUACAACCCAUUAAUAUUUAGUAAGAAAAUAUGGAAAUAAAUCCAAUGAGCAAUAUUUUAAUUUUGAAGAAAUACUCAAUCAAAUUUAAGAUGUUUUUUGUAUGAGUUGUGAAAGUUAUGUUCCUUCUGAACAAAUUAAUAUUCAUACUUAAAAUUGUAAUGGAGAAUACGAUUAAUAUGAAUAAGUAGAUUCUUUACAAGCAAAAUUAUAAAAAUGUAAUUUUCUAAUAAAUAAAAUCAAAAAGAUGCUAAAAACUUAUUCAUCUGAUUAAUAGUAUAUAAUUUAAUAUUUAUAAAUGUUAUGGAAAUGCUGCAGCAAUAUAAUUUUAGCUUCAGAUUACAACAUAGUUUCACAAUGCUUGGAUGAUUUAGAUUUAUUUUAAUAAUAUUUUGAAAAUCAAUAGUAAGACAUUGCUGUUGAAUAAGUGAUUCAACAAAUUUUGACAAUUAUUAGUAAAAUAAUGCAAUUUUCAGAAAGAAAAUCUAGAAUUUUGCAAAGUAAUUAAAAUAACAUAAUAAAUCAUCUUAAAGAAUCAAUUGCAACAUCUUUAGCUAAUGAAGGAGGUUUGUAAAAAAAGAUUCAAAUUCAUGAUAAUUAGUUAAAUAGAUAUCGAAAUCCUUUUGAAAAUGUUUAAAAUAAUAUUCAUUAAUCUUUAAAGGAAGAUUUUUAAUCUAGAUUUAAAUCUGCAAAUAAAUAGUCCCUUUCCCCGAUUACAGAAACAAGUUUUGUUGAAAAAAGUAAAAUUGGAAACUUAACUCCAAGAAUGGAAGAAUCGAUGUAAUUAUCUUCAACAAUGUUUCAUAAGACAGAAGCUGAAAAGAAGAAUUAGUUUUUUAAAAUAGCUGCUUUUUUAAAAAAGAAAUUCCUAUAAAAAUAAUAAGUUUAAUAAGCUUUAAUAAUAGCUUUAUAUGAUACUGCAAAUAAGCUUAAUAUAUAGUAAGGUUAAUAUGAAAAUUACAUAACUAAUUUAUAUUAAAAUAUGUGA